UCUGCACUUCCUUCUUCCGUUGCUAAGCGCUUGUUGUUGCAUCAGGUGUUGGUUUUGAGUUGUUGUGGGCUGAUUAGCGCCUCGAAACGAACUGAAAUAUUAAUCAUAGAAGCUUGAGUCUUUUCAGCAUUAUUUUUACAGUCUUUUUCAGUGUGUUAAGAAUGUCGUCGAUCAUAAACACUGUACAAGCGGAGUGCAACGGAAAGGAAAUAGGGGAUAAGGACCAUCCUCGUGUGCUGAUCCCAGGGCUCUGCAGACUCUUCUAUAAGCUGGGCUGGGUGACAGGAACCGGGGGAGGAAUAAGCCUGCGGCAUGGUGAGCACAUUUAUAUAGCUCCCUCAGGUGUUCAGAAGGAGAGAAUACAACCAGAUGACUUGUUUGUGUGUGAUAUUGAUGAGAAGGACAUCAGUUGUCCACCUCCACAGAAAAAGCUGAAGAAAAGCCAAUGCACGCCCCUCUUCAUGAACGCCUACACAAUGAGAGGAGCUCAGGCAGUUAUCCAUACACACUCAAAGUCUGCUGUCAUGGCAACUCUCAUGUUUCCUGGCAAGGAAUUCCGCAUCACGCAUCAAGAGAUGAUCAAGGGGAUUCGAAAAGGAAACUCUGGUACAAACUACAGGUAUGAUGACACUCUAGUUGUUCCAAUUAUUGAGAACACCCCAGAGGAGAAAGACUUAAAAGAGCGCAUGGCCCGAGCCAUGGACAUGUACCCCGACUCCUGCGCUGUUCUCGUCCGCAGACAUGGGGUCUACGUCUGGGGAGAGACCUGGGAGAAAGCAAAGACAAUGUGUGAAUGUUAUGACUACUUAUUUGACAUAGCUGUGCAGAUGAAACAGUGUGGCCUGGAACCCUCUGCUCUUCCUACUGAAGAUAAAGGCAUUGUUUGAUACAUUUAAGUCUGUAAAGUUACCAAAUGUUACCACUAUGUUUUCAAAAUAAUAAAUGCUUAAUGCAUUUUUGCACAAAAUCUAUGAUGUUCACAACAAUAUUCUUUUCAGUAAUUGUUUUUUUUUUUUCUUUUACAAAGUGUAAUGUCAAUUACCUGCAAACAGAAUGCAAUGUAAG
Messenger RNA from Sinocyclocheilus rhinocerous, 1065 nucleotides. RefSeq names its product methylthioribulose-1-phosphate dehydratase. The record is from RefSeq and is a predicted model, not a curated record. Bases 162 to 887 code for a protein of 241 amino acids. The transcript has 7 exons. Gene Ontology annotation, cellular component: cytoplasm. NCBI's taxonomy places the organism in Eukaryota, Metazoa, Chordata, Actinopteri, Cypriniformes, Cyprinidae. Gene Ontology annotation, molecular function: metal ion binding; methylthioribulose 1-phosphate dehydratase activity.